Molecule: messenger RNA, 1302 nt
Organism: Entamoeba invadens IP1
Lineage: Eukaryota; Evosea; Mastigamoebida; Endamoebidae
Exons: 2
Coding region: 1-1302 (433 amino acids)
Source: RefSeq, a predicted model, not a curated record
AUGAAUUUAGCCGAUGCUUCGAAGGUAGUUGGGUCGACCGGGAGUUACGUGGAUAUUCCAAAGAACGCGAAACGGAUUGGGUAUAACAGUACACCUUAUCUCAUAGUCAGCCCUCACUCUGACUUGAACAAAACAACGAUCUUCAUUUACUUUCAUUCGUUAGACGAACACUUUGUGAGUGCUAUUGAGUCGAUAGAUGUCAUUGCGGAAGUCACCAAGAUCCCCAUCAUCACUUUUGAAUAUGUCGGGUUCUAUCAAGACAGUAAAUUCACGCCUGGUAACUUCUUAUGUGAAUUACUUGAUAUGUUUGAUUUGGCCAUUCACACCAAUGAAGUUGAAAAUGUGUUUUUUAUAGCGUCUGGGGAAGGUGCGAUGGCUGCAAUGGAAUUGAUUGAUUCGUGUCGAAAACAGAAGCAAAGUGUUGGUGGGUGUGUCUUUCUCAAUCCAUGUGGCGUGAAAGCGUCGAAUUACAAGUCAAACAAAUAUUCGUCCAUUUUCUUACACUCCGACCUUCCUGACCAAAAGAAGAACUCGUCGCGAUUAUCCAAAAAGUUCAAGUCGGCAAAGUGUUAUAGUUUCCGCACACAAUUAAAGAACAUUAUAAAAGAAGAGACUGACAAUGUUAUCUCUUACAUCACUGAAAUGGUUUCGAAAACAACGGGCGUCAAGUCUUUUUCAAAUGAGUCGUUGGUCUUCGACAAGCCAUCAAUAUAUAAAGAACCCAUCGAUGUGUUACGUGACACUAUAACGGAUGAAGAGACGUGUCAAAUAUUAAUAGCAAAUGGCUUCUUCUCGUUAGAUGUUAUUCAACUGAUGUCAAUCGACGAACUCAAAAAUUUGCUCUUCCCACUCGACCUUACUCCAGAGAAGAAAAACAAUGUGAUUAUGAUCAUUACAGAGACUAUUCGAAAAUUGAAUAAUAGGUCUUCAGACAAUUUGGCGCCUUCAUCUUCGUUGGUCGCGUCAUCAACAACAACACCACAAAUCUAUGUCCCCGAUCCUUUCUCAAAAUUCGAAUGUACUCAACAUAAAGAGCGACUCUCUCUUAAAAUAGGCGAACCACUGAUCGACAGACUCAUCCAAUCCCAUGGCAAUCAAACCCCACAAAUCCUCGUGCAAUCAAAACGAAGAACAAAGCCAAAACAAGUCUCUGAAUCAAUUCCUUUCGUGCCAUUGACCAUUUCUUUUUGCUCAGAGUCAAAACCAGAAGAGUCAGCUAGUGAUGUCCUUCAAAAGAGAAAACCAAAACAAGCAAAAAGAAGAGGAGGCAGUUGGAAGCCAACAGAUGGUCCUAUUCUGUAA